This is a messenger RNA of Rosa rugosa (rugosa rose), 2089 nucleotides long. RefSeq names its product pentatricopeptide repeat-containing protein At3g29230-like. Gene Ontology annotation, biological process: RNA modification. The record is from RefSeq and is a predicted model, not a curated record. Lineage: Eukaryota; Viridiplantae; Streptophyta; Magnoliopsida; Rosales; Rosaceae. The transcript has a single exon. Gene Ontology annotation, molecular function: protein binding; RNA binding. Bases 31 to 1566 code for a protein of 511 amino acids.
UCGUUUCCCUUCCCUUGCUAAUGUUUUGAGAUGGCUCUUCUGAGCUUCAACUCCAUUUGUUGCCUGUCGACUUGGCCGGAUCUUCAAAAAUGGAAUAAUAUUAUAAAGACUCAAGUGCUCGAGGGGAACGCCGGGCAGGCAAUUCGGUCGUAUGUAAAAAUGCAAAGACUUGGUCUCUUUGCUGAUAACUAUACAUUUCCGGUUUUGCUGAAAGCAGCAGGUAAUGCUUCCUAUUUGGGUAUAGGGUUAGCACUUCACGGACAGAUACUGAAAACUGGGUUUUGUGACCAUCUUUUCGUCCAAACUGCUCUGCUGAAAAUGUAUUCUUCUCUUGGAAUAGUAGCGGAUGCCCGCAAAGCGUUUGAUAAAAUGCCUGUGAAAGAUGUGGUAGCCUGGAACUCCAUGUUAUAUGUGUAUGCUUCUAGUGGGCAGAUGGGGAAUGCAGUGCAAGUCUUUGAUACAAUGCCAUCACAGGACCUUUUGUCUUUCAAUAUUAUGAUCUCUGGGUUCGCAGGGACCGGAAGCAACAUAUCUGCCGGAAGCAUUUUUGAUAGAAUUCCUGACAAGGACAUUGUGUCUUGGAACUCAAUGAUAUUGGCGUGCAUGAACGCUGGAGAUGUGGCUGAAGCGCAUGAGUUGUUCGAGUCGAUGCCUCAGAAAAAUGUCAUAACUUGGAACACAAUGAUAAUGGGUUAUCUGAACAAUCAGGUUUACUCUAAGGCAAUCGAAUUCUUGGACAAAAUGAAGAUGGGAAAUAUCGAACCAGAUCAUCUGAGUGUGACUGGUGCUUUAUCUGCCUGUGCUCAUUUGGGGUCGCUUGAAACUGGCAUAAAAAUACAUACAUAUGCCAAACUCUCCGGGCAGGCUUCCAGUCCCCAUGUAGCAACAGCACUUAUAGAUAUGUAUGCCAAGUGCGGAAGCAUACACAACUCUUUAGAGGUGUUCUACAAGUUCAAACAAAAAGAUGUCUACUGUUGGAAUGCCAUGAUUUCAGGACUUGCUCUUCACGGUUUUGGCUACGCAGCUCUGAAAAUCUUCAACCAAAUGAGAGCCGAUUGUCGAGUAAAACCAGAUGAUAUCACCUUCAUUGGGGUUUUAAGUGCUUGCAGCCAUGGAGGGUUGGUAGAACAAGGAUGUGAAUUGUUUGAUUCAAUGGAAAAGCAAUUCGGGAUUACUCCAAAGGCAGAGCAUUAUGGGUGCAUGGUCGACCUUCUGAGCAGAGCGGGUCUUUUCGACAGUGCUUUGACACUCAUAGAGACAAUGCCUUUUGAAGCAAGCGAGUCCAUCUUGGGUGCUUUGCUGAGUGCUUGUGUGAUUCAUCAGGACCUUGAAAAUGGGGAGAAAGCAAUGAAGCUGCUUGUUUCGACCAAGGCUGCUCGGAGCGAUGGGGAGUACAUGAUGUUUGCAAACUUGUACGCGUCAUGCGGUGAAUGGGAAGAAGCACAGAGAUGGAGAGAUAUGAUGAAUGAGUCCGGGAUUGAAAAGACUGCAGGUUGCAGCUUAGUUGAGAUUAAUGGAAGGUUUCACAAGUUUAUGGCUGGAGAUGAGAAUGGUAUUGUAUAUUGAUGCACUUGCUUUAGCAGUUAGUACUGUAGUAGUACAUGACAAUAGAGAAUAGACAAAGACGUACGUACUUUCAAAUUGUGUUCACACUUCCCAUGGCUCUCUCCCAAACAAACUUUGACCUUUCAUAUAUGGACACUGGUUAAUUUGAGUGCAACUGCUAGCUCCAUUCGAUAGGCUUCAGUCUUUGUUGUUGAAGUGUUGGUAGAAAUGUGGAAACAACCAUAGACUGCAGUGCACACAAGCAUGUUAGCCUGCAGUGAGUUCAGUUGUUUGUUUUAUUCAUAUACUAGAGAGAUUGAGGCAGAAAUAGAAUGGACAGAAUAUGGCAAUAAUAUUUGAUCCCUUUAUCAGGCGGCGGAACAAGGAAUCACGUAACUAUCUGUUAGGACCAGACAAAUAUCUAUUUAUGUAUUCAGUGGGUUAGGGAAAGCUCGAUCAAUCAGCCCACAGAUUUGACACCAUAUCCUUAUUUGUCAUUUUCUUUUCCCGGGCCAAAUAUUAUGAAUUUGUUUAAUGGAGUAGA